CAAUCAAUGUUCAAAAUUCAGCCAAACAAUAAAAAUGGCGUCUACCUCUGGUGUCGCAGAGCAGCCGUGGUACGUCGCUUUACUUGGACUUGCUGAACACUUCAGAACCUCAAAUCCACCAAAUAUUAGACUAUGUAUACAUUGCCUACAGUCAAUUUUAAACUUUAAGCCGCCACCACAUAUAGAAUCUCGCACUCACCUGCAAUUAGGAAACAUCUUAUUGACUCAUGCUAAAAAUGUAGACAUUGCAAAAGCUCAUUUAGAACAAGCUUGGACUCUUUCAUCAAAUCUUUCACAUAUUGAUGAUGUUCGCUUUGAAUCUGCUAGCAUCCUUGCUCAAGUUAUUACAGAAAAACAGGAAGAAUCAAGUAAUGCUAAGCUAAUUUUACUUCGAGGUGUUGAUCUUUCUCAACAGUCACCAUACUGGCACUGUCGACUGUUAUUUCAGCUGGCACAACUUUACACUGCUGAGAAGGAGUGGAAUGCUGCCAUUAACUUAUUGGGAAGGGGAGCAGAUUAUGCUCUUGCUGUGCGGUCUGAGUACACACGACUUCUCUUUAUGCUGAGCAGAGGCAUGAUUGGACUAAUAAGUAAAAAUAUUCCCUGUAUAAAUGAUUCCAUGACACAAGCUGGCCAGUUGAUAGAGUCCUUCAGUGGAAGCCUCUUACAUAAAGAAUAUCUCAAGGUUUUCUUCUUGGUUCUUCAAGUUUGCCAUUAUCUCAUGGCUGGUCAGGUUAAAAGUGUGAAACCCGUUUUAAAGCAGCUUCAACAGAGUAUUCAGACAAUAGCACACAAUCAUUCUGAUGAUGAUCCUCUUGUUUCAAAUGAAGCAGAAAUGUUUCAAUGGCUUCCAAAAGAACAUAUGUGUAUUCUGGUUUAUUUGGUGACUGUUAUGCAUUCCAUGCAGGCUGGUUACAUGGAUAAAGCACAAAAAUAUACAGACAAAGCACUUAUGCAAAUUGAGAAACUCAAAUUCAUGGAUAGCAAUCCUCUACUAUCAUCUUUUCAAAUGAUGCUUUUAGAGCAUAUCAUUAUGUGUCGUUUGAUCAUGGGCAAUAAAUCAAUUGCCAUUCAUGAAAUAUUUCAGGCCUGUCAUGUUUGCCAACAACAGCCUAGAUUAUUUACGACACAUGGAUCACAAAUACAUACUUUAAUUGGUUUAUAUGCUAUGUCAAUGAACUGUAUGGAGGCUGCAGAAGCUCAGUUUAAAACUGCCCUUAAGAUGGCUGGUGGGGGAGACCUGAAUAAUUUCAUCAACCUAAAUUUAGCCAUUGUAUAUUUACGCACUAAUCGACAUACAGAAUUAUUGGGCCUUUUGGAGGCAAUAAACCCUGAAACAAUACCUAGUGGAUCUCAUACAAUAAAAGCAGCAUCAUAUUAUGUCAAAGGCCUACAGUUUUUCUUUCAAGCCAAUUUUAGUGAUGCCAAGCGGUGCUUGCGUGAAACCUUAAAAAUGGCCAAUGCUGAAGAUUUGAAUCGACUUACUUCCUGCUCCCUUGUGCUGCUUGGUCACAUUUUUCUUUCUUUAGGAAAUACACAGGAGGCAAUGAAUCUUGUAACUCCAGCCAUGCAAUUGGCUGGUAAAAUACCUGAUGUUCAUGUCCAGUUGUGGGCGUCAUCUUUGCUGAAAGAUCUGUACAGGCAGUGUGGAGACACAGUCAAUGAGGCUGAAGGAUAUCGUAUGCACACCAGUUUUUCACAAGCAUUGCUUAAAGAUCAUUUUCAAUCUUCUCAAAUGUCAGAGCAUGGUAUCAUACAGUGGACAGAUGGACCUUGUCCUUUUCACUUAAGCAGUUCUUCCUCUGCAUCAAGUGCUAUGUUGUAAUGACUUGCAAUACAUUUUAUUUUAGCUGUGUAAAUAUGUCAUGUUGUUAAGCAGGUCUAAUUAAAAACAAUUGAUAAAAACAUUUACCCAUUACUGUCUGCUGUAGUAGAAGUCUUAAGGUUAGAUACUGAUAGCUUUAAAAUUCUGAGUACCAUAACCCAUUGUAGUUUUUUUUGUAUAUACCUCUUAAUUGAUCUGUUCUAAUCAACUGAUCAUAUUAGACAUUGAACAAAUCAAACUGGUUGAAAAUGGGAAGGAGGCAUUACUUUUUUUUCUGUUGUGUACAAAUAAUUUUUUUUUUUUUUU
This is a messenger RNA of Biomphalaria glabrata, 2131 nucleotides long. Its product is annotated as MAU2 chromatid cohesion factor homolog. Gene Ontology annotation, biological process: maintenance of mitotic sister chromatid cohesion; mitotic sister chromatid cohesion. Lineage: Eukaryota; Metazoa; Mollusca; Gastropoda; Planorbidae. Gene Ontology annotation, molecular function: protein binding; double-stranded DNA binding. The coding region runs from base 35 to 1825 and encodes 596 amino acids. The record is from RefSeq and is a predicted model, not a curated record. The transcript is spliced from 18 exons. Gene Ontology annotation, cellular component: chromatin; SMC loading complex.